Molecule: messenger RNA, 695 nt
Organism: Rhizopus microsporus ATCC 52813
Lineage: Eukaryota; Fungi; Mucoromycota; Mucoromycetes; Mucorales; Rhizopodaceae
Product: uracil phosphoribosyltransferase
Exons: 5
Coding region: 1-651 (216 amino acids)
Source: RefSeq, a predicted model, not a curated record
AUGAUGACUAACCAAGGUGUUUAUGCUAGUCAACAUCCACUUGUUGCUAUUAAAUUAUCUCAAUUGAGAGAUAAAAAUCAACCACCCAAGGUUGUAAGAGAACUGAUUCAUGAUUUAUCUUGUCUGUUGGCUUAUGAAGCUACUGCUGAUUUGUCUAUAGAGAGAAGCGAAAUAUUGUCUUCUUCUCCUUUUGGAACCUAUCAACCGGUUUAUGUCAAGGAUAAGGUAGGGUUAGUUCCUGUUUUAAGGUCUGGUCUUGGUCUUUUGAACGGCUUUUUGAACGUAUUUCCCGAUGCACCUGUCUAUCAUUUGGGUAUCUAUCGCGAAAAGGUAUCUCGUCAACCGGUAGAAUAUUAUAACAAACUACCUCAUGAGCCCAACGUCAACCAGUGCUUCGUGCUCGAUCCUAUCAUUGCUACGGGUAAUACGGCUGUGGCGACUAUCAACAUAUUAAAGGAAUGGGGAUUAAGUGGUUCACAGAUAAAGUUUGUUGGUAUUAUUGGGUCAAAGGAAGGUGUUGAACAUCUUCAAAGAGAACAUCCAGAUGUUCGUCUUCAUUUGGCUACUAUUGAUGAUGUCUUAGAUACCCAAGGAUACAUUAAUCCUGGUAUUGGCGAUUCUGGCGAUAGAUUAUGGAACACAAUAUCAUAAGCUACCUUUUUUUUCCUUUUCUUUUUUUUCCCACCAAAUAAACA